GCCUAAGGUCCAGGAAGGGCACAAUCUGAUCUCAGGACCAACCCACACAGACCUGCCUGCAGCAGGCCACCGCACCUGGAACUCCGGCUCCCCCAGGCUUCUUUCCCAAGACUUGGUGAUGAGGGGCAGGGGUGGGGCUUGAAUCAGCCUCUUCUCCCCCUCAAGUAGCUGUGCCUCAGGGGAACUGUGGCUGCCACAGGUGCAGGAGCAGUUCCCCUCGACUGGCCUAAAGCACACAGGCAGGGGCUGCCCAAAGGGCCCAGCAGUGAAGGCUACUGGAGCCUAUCUCCGGCAAGGCUGGGCAGGAAGUGGGGUGGGGUUUGGGGUGGAAUCCGAUACCCCAGGACCGCUGCAACCUAGAUUCAUCAACCUACUGAAAGAAGAUGCCUGGGGGUACAGGAAUUUUCCCAGCUCCGCCGCCGGCCACCGUCCUCCUCUUCUUGCUGUCUGCAGCUUGUUUGGGACCUGGGUGCCAGGCCACCCUGUUGGUGCACAAGGGCCCGACGUCAGUGACAGUGAGCACCGGGAGCGAGGCCCACCUCGAGUGCCUGAACAACGGCAGCAGCAACUCCACCGUCACUUGGUGGCACAUCCUCCAGGGCAACUAUACGUGGAGCCCUGUGCUCCUGGGCGAGGGCAAAGGCCGCAAGGGGGAGUGGGUCAUCCCGAAUGUGAACAAGAGCCACGGGGGCAUAUACCGCUGCCGAGUGGAAGACCAAGGGACGUUCAUGCACUCCUGUGGCACCUACCUCCGAGUGCGCGAGCCACCCCCCAGACCCUUCCUGGCCAUGGGAGAGGGGACCAAGAAUCGCAUCAUCACAGCGGAGGGGAUCAUCCUGCUGUUCUGUGCAGUGGUGCCUGGGACGCUGCUGUUGUUCAGGAAGCGCUGGCAGAACGAGAAGUUUGGGGUGGACCCCCAGGAUGACUAUGAAGAUGAAAAUCUUUAUGAGGGCCUGAACCUCGAUGACUGCUCCAUGUACGAAGACAUCUCCCGGGGCCUCCAGGGCACCUACCAGGAUGUGGGCAACCUCCACAUUGGAGACGUGCAGCUGGAGAAGCCAUGACUACCACCCGCACACAUCGGGAAGCCCCUGCCUGCUGUGUGCCCCCACCCCCCAGUGCCUCUUCUUACUCUCCGGGACCAUCCUUUUUCCUCCUCCCCCAGCGUCCCAACCCCCACCUAAGCCAGUCCGCCCCCUGCUCUUUCCCAGGCUCCCUCCCCAGUGGGUAAUGAGGCCUUAAUCGCUGCCUCUAGGGGAGCUGAUUGCAGCAGCCUCUUAGUGUCACCGCCCCCCCAUCUGUCACGGCCACUUAGUGAUAAUAAAUCCUUCCCAACUGCAGACCUUGGCGGGAGUCAUGGAUCUCAUGAGGAUGACUCCCUCCUUCCCUGGGACCCAGCCUAGGCCUCCUCCUCCUCCAGACCCAGGAUUGUGUGCCCAACCCCUCCGCUACCCACUCCCCACACCUGGAAUCAAAUAGCCAGUCUUAGUCUCUUCCACCCCCUAAAAAAACAGGAAGUCCCUUGGGUAAGUCCCCACCCCAGUAAAAGGGCUCCUCUACACUGCCCCACCCACACCCUGUCUCUAAGCAAAGAGAUUUUUUUGAGAUAUGGUUUUGAUAUGUAGUUCAGGCUGGCCUUGGAUUCACUAUUUAGCCCAGCCUUCCUUUGAACUCACAGAGAUUCUCCUGCCUCAGCCUCCCAAAUGCUGGGAUUUCAGACAUGCGCCAUCAAACCUGACAUUACCAAAAUUUUUACAUGUAUUCAGCUCUGGAAACGGGACUAUGUUGUGGGAUGGUAGUAAAAUCCCCCACGGGUUGACCUGCA
Messenger RNA from Chinchilla lanigera (long-tailed chinchilla), 1825 nucleotides. RefSeq names its product CD79a molecule, immunoglobulin-associated alpha (gene Cd79a). Gene Ontology annotation, molecular function: transmembrane signaling receptor activity. The coding region runs from base 384 to 1064 and encodes 226 amino acids. Gene Ontology annotation, cellular component: external side of plasma membrane; B cell receptor complex; membrane. Gene Ontology annotation, biological process: B cell receptor signaling pathway; B cell differentiation. NCBI's taxonomy places the organism in Eukaryota, Metazoa, Chordata, Mammalia, Rodentia, Chinchillidae. The transcript has 5 exons. The record is from RefSeq and is a predicted model, not a curated record.